AUUCCUGAGGUAUCUUACUGGUACUUAGAAUUUUUAGGAAAUGUUCUUAUAGAUCCCUCUGCUAAGAUAGGAAAGAACUGUAGGAUAGGACCAAAUGUUACAAUUGGUUCUGAUGUUGUGAUAGAAGAUGGAGUUUGUAUUAAACGUUGCACUUUAUUAAAUGGAGCACAUAUCAAAUCUCACUCAUGGUUAGAGUCUUGUGUUAUUGGGUGGAAAUGUGUUGUUGGACAAUGGGUUCGAAUGGAAAAUACCUCAGUUCUUGGUGAAGACGUUAUUGUUAAAGAUGAAAUCUAUAUUAAUGGUGGUAAAGUUCUUCCGCACAAGGCAAUAUCUGAGUCUGUCACAGACCCACAGGUGAUCAUGUAAAGUUAGAAGCUGAGUUAAAGAGUUUGUUCAUGCACCACACAAAAUCAUUUAUAUACCAUUCAAAAGUGCCAUGGAAUUAAUUCAGUUUGUAAGUCCGUAAUUAUUCUAAACUAAAGGAAAUAAACCUUACAUGUCUGCCACUGGUCCAGAGUUUUUAAAUCUUAUUUUAAGCAUUUUUAUUUUGGGUUUAGUUAGUAAGUAAAGAAUUUAAACCAGUUUGUGUAUCAUUAUUAUAAAAAGUCUCCAAAUAAAUGGAAUGUAAAAGUU
Molecule: messenger RNA, 633 nt
Organism: Limulus polyphemus (Atlantic horseshoe crab)
Lineage: Eukaryota; Metazoa; Arthropoda; Merostomata; Xiphosura; Limulidae
Product: mannose-1-phosphate guanyltransferase beta-like
Exons: 3
Biological process (GO): GDP-mannose biosynthetic process; cell wall mannoprotein biosynthetic process
Cellular component (GO): cytoplasm
Molecular function (GO): mannose-1-phosphate guanylyltransferase (GTP) activity
Source: RefSeq, a predicted model, not a curated record